AUUCUCAUUUUAACAAAAUCUUCAGGUGAUAUAUAUAUAUGCACACACUGAAGUUUGAGAUGCAUAGAAUAUAUAAUAAUGAUAAUAAGUGAAAAAAUCAGAGCUAAGAUUAAAUCUAAUAAAGCCAAAAUUGAAGUAAUAUUGCUCAAUGCAUGCAAUCAGUGGCCUAUACUUAAUUUGAGGAGUUGGCAUGAGGAUAGUGCUGAUUUAAAAGAAGCCAAACAGGAAAACUGGAUGAAGUCAAGAUUUUUAGUCAAGAUUUAUAGUUAUUAGACUUAGUACCCCUCACCUCUCUGACCUAUAGUUAUCACUGUGCCUACAUAAAAAAUAAAUUUUUUUGGUAGUACUAAAGUUUAAACCCAGAGCUUCGCACUUGCUAGGCAUGUGCUCUAUUACUUGACCCACACUUUCAAGCCUUUUUUUUGCUUUAGUGAUUUUUCGGGUAUGACCUGAGCCACGAUCCUCCUAGUUAAGCUUCCUGCCUAGCUAGGAUAGGUGUGGAUGACAGGUGUGUUCUGUGUCCAGCUUUUCCUUUAAUAUGGGUCUUGCUUUUUACCCUAAGUGGCUUCAAACUGAUCUCCUCCUCACCUACACCUCCCCAGUAGCUGGGAUUACAGAGGUAAACCACCUUACUUGGGUCUACAUUUAAAAAAAAACAACUGAGGCUGGGUGUGUAGCUCAAGUGAUGCUUGCUUAGCCCCCAGUACUGCCCCAAAACUUCAAGGUGAGACUCCAACUUUCCUUUCCAGAGAGCUAACAGGCCAAGCCCUUCCUUAGUUACCUAUGGCAUAUCAAAGGGUGGACCAUCAAACUUCCUGUCCCCCAGCUUUUACUCUUUCAGCCUGCAGUUGGUUGUUUAUGGAAGGCAGUAGCCAGAUUUUCUGAAGGGCUGAGGCUCUAUGGUCAGAGAUUCUCCUCUUGGCUUAUUUGUAUCAUCAUCUUUGUAAAGUGUGGGUACUUUGUAUGUCAUUGUCCAAAACUUGAAAGGAAUAGGUGAGAGAAUACAGGGCAGUAAGUCCUGCUGUACCUCACCUGCUCGCAGUAAAUAGCUGAGCUGCUGUAGUUAGAGGCAAGCUAGCCAGUGUUAACUCAGGAAAAUCUGCAGGUCAUUGCAGAGCCUGGAACCCUUUUCCAGCUGUAGCUUCCUGGAUUUGCUCCCUAGCGGGUAGGCGGGAACGUCGGAUUGAGUAAUGGCAAGUGGCCCGCCCCGGGCGUGACGUAGUCUUAGUGUUGUUGCCUGUGGCCGCACGUGGUCAACUAAGUCCACCUCUUACUCAGAGCUGCGCUCCGCGUCCACAGCACCAGGCGGUUGCCUUCCUGCUGCUCCUGCUCGCUAUGUCUACGUCCACGAGUUGCCCGAUUCCCAGGGGCCGGGACCGGCUGCCCCACUGCUACAGCACUACGCCUGGGGGCACUCCAUACGCCACUACCCCGGGAGGCACCAGGAUCAUCUACGACCGAAAGUUCCUGCUGGAAUGCAAGAACUCACCCAUUGCCCGGACACCCCCCUGCUGCCUCCCUCAGAUUCCCGGGGUCACAACUCCUCUAACAGCCCCAACCCCCAAGCUGGAGUUGCUGAAGGAGAAGGAGACAGAGGAAGAGAUACCUGAUGAUGCACAGUUUGAAAUGGACAUCUAAUCCAGUGCAGAUGACCCCACAUCUGGAGUUAUAGAGGGAUCCCUCAUGCUGCCGCUGCUGACACCACCUCUUUUUGGGGUAUCCCAAGGCCAAUUGGCCUCAUUUAAUCUGGAAGAGUGACUUGAUGGUUCUGGGUUUCCUUUAGUUCUGAGGCCACUAGACCAAAGAUAGGAGUGGGCAACUUGUCAAGCCCUUAACUCUAUUUUCUCCUUGGUCUGUAGGUACUCCUUCUAACCUCCAGCCCUCUGCUUAGGGCUGGCACUGGGGGAUGCAGCAUGUCAACUUUUGGCUGCUUAGUAAACAUUCAAAGAAAUG
Messenger RNA from Castor canadensis (American beaver), 1953 nucleotides. NCBI's taxonomy places the organism in Eukaryota, Metazoa, Chordata, Mammalia, Rodentia, Castoridae. The record is from RefSeq and is a predicted model, not a curated record.